AUGACUCUUGACGAGACGAGUGUCGUCGACCAGACCGCGGAUCGUGGAUCGGACCACUUUUGGUUCCCUGGAGGUAGAGCGUGUGCUGGGAUUGUCGGCGCUGCUAGUUGGGUAGGCAACUGCGUUGCGUUUACGGGUCCAGAAAACCAUAGUGUUAGGGUCGUUGCCCGUAACUUACUAUUGACUGUCGCUUUCGUAGCCUUCGCCCUUGUCAUUCAAUUCGGGGAAGUGAAAUCGGAAUGCCGUCACUGGUGUUGGAUCAUGAUUACGCUGGCUGUGGAUUCUAAUAUCAUUACUUUAGCCGACGACAACAACGUCGUUUUCGAACCUAACCGCACGGAUAAUCUCUCGCCAGCCUGUGGCGAUAUCCUCGGUGCUCAGUGUAGUCUGAACCUUGGAACUGACUUGGUUUCAAGCGCUAUCGAGCUUGCCAAAGAGCCCGCCAAUCAAGCUACAACCUGCUCAUCAAUCGCGUCAGCAGUUCAGUCAAACUUCCCAAGCAGCUGUACCAUCGCUUCACCACAAGUUCACGGAUUCCCUCUCACGGGUGCUGGUGCAGCUGAGCCACUGAGCUCCUCUGAGAACAGCACCUCAAAUUGCCACCCUACGAUUCUACGGUCCAAUCAGCUUACCCGCGUGGCGUCGUACAAGAUCUCGGCAUCUGUGUAUUACAACGAAACUGCCCCUGCCACUCUAGGAGAGACACCUGUCAUGUCGUUGUUUUUGAUGCAGGAUGGCACGAACUUGUCAACGAUUGAGAGCCCCAGUGUGAAUUUCCAGUGUUUAUUUGCCAGCGCCAUGACCACCGUGGGAAACAACACAAUGACGAACAAUGGUACGGACGAUGAUACCAGUGGCGCUGGGAAGCGAUUGGGUGCUACAUUUGGCAUUUUGAGUACCGUUGCACUUGCGGCGGUUGUGUUUGCUUCUGUCAUUUUUUAG
Cadophora gregata is the source of this 942-nucleotide messenger RNA. RefSeq lists its product as uncharacterized. The transcript is spliced from 3 exons. The record is from RefSeq and is a predicted model, not a curated record. The coding region runs from base 1 to 942 and encodes 313 amino acids. Lineage: Eukaryota; Fungi; Ascomycota; Leotiomycetes; Helotiales; Ploettnerulaceae.